GCCGACAGCCCGAGACAGAGCGCCUCUUUAGGGGAACCACCAUACGUCUUGAGCCUUUACACAUUCAAUGCGCUGUCUCCACCUGAAAUACUAGCAGCAUAUAACCACACGCUUGCGUCGCUCGCAACUGCGAGCAACCAUCGAGGCUGUUGACAGGCCAGCAAGCCGCUACUUCGGCCUCGUCGUCCUCAUCAAUCAUAUCUCCCAGCAAAUCUGUGCUUUUAUAGCGCCUGGAUUUGUGGAUAGCCAGGACUGGCGCCCACGAGCUCAACGACAUGCCGCCCAACUGCUGCGGUAGCAGCUUAGGCGGCCGGCCGCUCAUAGCGCCGGUCCUGCUGGCAGCGCUCUUCCUUCUUGGAACUCAUGGCCAUGAUCAUAUCAGCCUCAGUGACGAGAGUGACGGCACCAUGGGCAGAAGCCUUCAGUACGAGUCCACUACUGCAGCCGCCGUGACGGAUCCUGCUGCUGCCGAGGCCGCCGGUGUUAUUGCCGCUGGCGCCUUGGAGCGCCGCCGCCUAUCCUCACGCUCGGUGUCGGUCUCUGAGAGGCUGCGGCUGCGAUGGCUGCAGCUGCGCGGCGCAGCAGCCCACUCCUCAUCAGCUGCCGCCACCAGCGGCGCCGCCGGGUCUGCGGGGCCUCGCCGCCACCUCGCCACCGGCCUCGGCUGGGUCACCGACCAGUUCGGACUUGAGCCCCCCCAGUGCUCCAUCUCCACCGCGUGGAACCGCUCGCCUCUCUCCCUCGCCCUGGAGCGGCCCGACGCCUCCACCACCUGCUUCGUCAUCACCGUCGCCGCCGCCAGCAACGCCUCGUCAUCAGCGCCCUGCACCGGCGGCGCCAAGGCGUGCUGCGACUCGUCGCGCCGUGCAGUGGACCAGCUCAGCGUGCUGGCGGACCCGACCUGCGGCGAUGCCUCCAUUGCCGGCGUGACGGUUGACGGCGCCGUAUGGACCAAUUACCACUUCGAGAACCAGACCAACGUCUUCACCGUGUCUGGUCUGUCGUCUGGUGGCGUGUCUGCCAUCAGCAGCCCGCCCUUUCCCGCCCCCGUUCCCAGCCCCUCGCCGCCGUCUCCCCUUCCUGGCAAGUCUGGCGGCGGCGGCCGCGGUGGUGGCGGCAGCGGCCGCGGUGAGCGCGACAGCGGCAGCGCCGCCAGCCCCGCGCCCUCGCCCAGCCCCUCUGGUGGCGUCGUCUCUGAAACCAGGUCGGCCAGUGUUGGGAUUCAGCCGCCAGUGUACGGCAGCGACGGUACGGAUCCGGCGGCGGCGGCAGAACGGCAGGUCCGGGUGUGCAUCACGCUGUCCACACGCACUCGUCGCUGCAACGUGCUCCGUGACUUCUGCCGAGACGUCCAGGGCUCCUCGCCGACCGAGUGCGGCGUGAUGGUGCGGGACGAGCAGCAGCAGUGCUGCCCCGUAACCCGUGUGCCGUACGGCGACGUACCGCUGGAUCAGCCGUACACCUUCCUGCUGCAGGGUCGCUUCACGGGCUCUGGCAUCACUUGUGAAGUGCUGCGACUGAGCCCCCAGGCCGGGACCACAAUCCUGGACGCGCUGGCUCUGGCCUACGUGGUGGGCCUGGGACUGCCGCAGUCGGACGACGUACGGUUUCUGUCGUACACGUGCGUCAGCAACGGCCCCGGGCCGCAGUACGACAACCUGCUCAACGCGGUGGGCACCGUCAACCUGCGCGGCCUGGACCCCCGGGUCAUCUACCGCCAGAGCGCCUCGAUCCUCAACGCCACCGCCUCCCGCUACGCACUGAGCAUCACCGGCGCCGUACCAUACACCGUGCCACCACCCUCCCCUCCCGCGCCCCCGCCCUCCCCACCCACGCCCUCUCCUCCGCCGCCGCCCUCUCCGCCUCCGCCGCCUCCCCCGCGCCCUCCCAUGCCGCCGCUGCCACCAGCGCCCCCUUCCGUCCCCGCCCCUCCCAUCCUGGCGCUUUUGGAUUUCAAUUUUGUUUCUUCGGAUCCUGGCGCAGCCCAGGCCCUGGCGUGUAACCGGGUUUUCGCCCGCCCGCGCACCGGCCGUACACUGACCGACAGUCUUACGUCAUCGUACGAAACCGCCCUGGAUCUGGAUCCGGAGCUUGACACGCUGACGGUUGACGGGCUGAGCUGCGCCGACUUUUCCAACAAGGGCGGCAAGGGCAACAGUACCGGCAACGGCAAUGGCAAUGGCAAUGGCAAUGGCAACAGCAACGGUAACGGCAACGGUAACGGCAACGGCAACGGCGGCGACACGCAGUCGCCUCCGGUCUAUGGCGGCGACAACGAAACCGAAACCGCCGGUCUCCCCAACCGCAGCAAGCAGCUGCGCCUGCAGGUGCUGCUGCGGCUGAAACUUGGUGUCAACGAUACUUCUGUGACGGUGGCGGCGCGUCUGCGACUCAUUAUUGCCAGCCUCAACAGCUCAGCCCUGGCGAGUGAGGCGGUUCUGCCUAGUGUUUUGGGCUUCAUCACCGAGCGAGUGGAGGUCCAGGGCGGCGGGCGCAACGUCAGCAUCUUUGCCACGGUAGUGGUGGUUUCAGUGACGCUCGCGGCGCCGUCGCCCCCGCCACCGGGUCCCCCCUCCACGGUGCCAACGUCACCAAGCCCAGCUCCCACCUACGCGCCCACCUACCCGCCACCCGCCUACUCCCUUUCCCCCAACCCGCCGGCUGCCUAUCCCCCUGCUCCUCCGCCGUCCCCGCCCCCACCGCCGCCUCCUCGGCCUCCGCGGCCGCCGCUUUCUCCCAGCCCGAGCCCGCCAGCUCCUCCCACUUACCCGCCACCGCCGCCGUAUCCCCCCGCCCCUGCCCCAGCCUAUCCCCCGCCACCUUACCCGGGCCCGCCCAGGCCGCCUAUGCCAGCCUACCUCCCGCCCUUCCCCCCGCCGCCUUCCCCGCCGCCGCCCUCCCCGCCGCCCCCUUUCAACUCAACACCUGCAUCACCGCCGCCGCUGCCGGCACCACCGCCGCCGUCGCCUUCGGCGCUGCUGCCGCCGCCACCUCCCACCACGUCAGCCCCACCUCCCCAGAGCUCCCCACCUCCCCCGCCAGCAACAGCCUCGGCUUCCCCUGCCCCUCCUGCUUCCCCACCGCCACCGCCCCUCUACCCGGUCGUGCCGCUCAAGCCGCCCCCGGCUGCGCCCGUCACACAGCCCCCUGCCCCGCCUCCCGUGUACGUUCCCUGCUACCUCCUCCCCCCCUCCGCCUCCCCCCCUCCCCCGCCGUACUACAACCACCAGGGCGGAAACUAUGGCAACUACGGCAACUACGGCAACUACGGCGCCCAGCCGCCACCAUCGUACUACGGCAUGCCAUGGGGACAGCCGCAGGCACCGCCGCCGUACUACGGUGCGGCUCAUCAGCCGCCACCCCCGUACUACGGUGCGGCUCAUCAGCCGCCACCCCCGUAUUACGGUGGAGGCUACGGUGGCUACGGUGGCUACGGUGGCUACGGCUACGGUGGUGGAUAUGGCUACGGUGGCGGGUACGGCAGCCCCCCGAUUGUGCUGUGCUACGUGCCGCCGCCUCCGUAUGGCGGCUACAGCCAGCCACCGUCGCCUCCGCCGUACUAUGCCGCGCCGCCAGGCUACUACGGCAGCGGUCCUCCAGGCUACGGCUAUGGCGGUUACGGGGCCGAGCCGCCUGCGUACGGGGGCUAUUGAUAUGUGUCCAGCACCGAUUGAUUCUGAUGCAUGCUAGUAAGUAUUGGCAUGGAUAGUGAGGAUUAAACGCGGAGACGCGGAUAGGGACGGCUGCGUGCCGUUGUCGUGCAAGGCUAGGGAGCAACGUCUGGAAAGGCGCGGUAGGCGAUUAGGGCGCACCCUUAGACCUAGAAUCUCUAGCCGGUAGUUAUUAGCAAGCCAGCCAGUGAUUGGCAGGCGUGCAAGCUUGUCUUGCAAAUGCCUUAGGGCCAGGGUUAGCGUCAGGGUGCAUUACUGCACUCCUGGUUAGCGCGAAUGGCAAACGUCGGAUGGCAUUGUUUGAAUUCUACGGAACUGCGGCAGCGUAUUGCUGUCAUCCAUGCUGUGGCAGCACCUGAUCCGCGCUUUGGUUCAGAGUUCGUGAGAAGUUCAGCUGUAGGAGCGACCGCCUGUGAAAGGGUGUCGGCAUUUGUCUUAUGGAGCCCAUGGUGCUCAGUUGAUUUGCGGCAUGAGAUUCGAGCAAGCUGUAUUCUUGCACAGGGAGUUGGAACGUCAAAAGACCAAGGGGUGCGCGCAGGGGUAUGAGAUGAAGUGGCCGCGCAGGGUUUGUCUCCAUCCCUCCAUGGCUGGGGAUGGCACUGCGAAAGUAAGUAAGGUGUAGGAUUGUAUUUUGCAUGUAUUGCUCUGAAUAAUGCUCCAAGUCCCUUGCGGGGCGUGCGUGGGGGCAGCAAAUGCGGAGUCAGGGCGCGGAAUCGCGAGGACGGAGCUGAAGCGAUGGGUUCGUGCCGGUCGGUGGUGCGUGCAGGCCAUCGUGAACGAAGU
Messenger RNA from Chlamydomonas reinhardtii, 4454 nucleotides. RefSeq lists its product as uncharacterized. The record is from RefSeq and is a predicted model, not a curated record. The coding region runs from base 276 to 3653 and encodes 1125 amino acids. Lineage: Eukaryota; Viridiplantae; Chlorophyta; Chlorophyceae; Chlamydomonadales; Chlamydomonadaceae. The transcript is spliced from 10 exons.